This is a messenger RNA of Lycium barbarum (goji berry), 650 nucleotides long. RefSeq names its product trypsin inhibitor 1-like. Gene Ontology annotation, molecular function: serine-type endopeptidase inhibitor activity. Gene Ontology annotation, biological process: response to wounding. The transcript has 3 exons. The record is from RefSeq and is a predicted model, not a curated record. NCBI's taxonomy places the organism in Eukaryota, Viridiplantae, Streptophyta, Magnoliopsida, Solanales, Solanaceae. Bases 83 to 370 code for a protein of 95 amino acids.
UAAGUCACUAACUCUCCUAUAAAUAUCCACAUAAAACCAAAUGAAUUUAACUAUUCAAAACGAGAAAUUUAGAUAAAAUACAAUGGAGAAGUUAACUCUCGUGUUUGCUUUCUUGCUUCUUUCAUCAAUCUUUAUUCAACCUCUCACGGCUCAAUCGAGUUGCCCAGGGGUGAAGAAAGAUGCAUGGCCAGAACUUCUUGGAGUACCAGCAAGGUUUGCUAGGAAAAUAAUUCAGAAGGAAAAUCGGAGACUAACUAAUGUACCAAAGGUACUAAAUGGUUCUCCCGUGACGAAAGAUUUAAGAUGUAAUCGAGUUCGUCUUUUUGUUAAUGUGCUGGACUUUGUUGUACAAACUCCCCGGGUUGGUUAAGGGAAAAAAAUUACUCGCAUCGUGUUUUUAAGUAUGUCUACUAGCCCACAAGAAAUAAAUUGGAGCCGUAUGGUUAAUGCUCCAUAAAUGUAAUAUACUAUUUGGUAAUAAAUAAGUGUGGCUUUUAAUACUGAUAAUGAUCAUUCUGCCCCGUCUCUUUUAGAUGUAUCACUUCAUUUUAUUUUGUUUGAUUUUUUUUUUUUUGUCAAUCUUUCAAUUAUUUGGAUUAAAGCAUAGUUAUUAUUUACCUUUUCAUUCUCUAGAGAACAUAUAUAUAUAU